AUGGAAGGAGUGGGGCAACCUGCAAGCACCGGAGAUAGCGGCAAGGAGUCGGAGCGACAGCUGAGGCUGCGGGUGUGUGUAUUGAAUGAGACCCUCAGUACCGAGAGGGACUAUGUGGGGACCCUGCACUUCCUACAGUCUGCUUUCUUGCACAGAAUUCGGCAGAAUGCCAUUGACAAGGCCGAGAACUGUAUCUCCGAGGAAAAUGUUAAGAUUCUGUUCUCCAAUAUCGAAGACAUCCUGGAGGUCCACAAGGAAUUCUUGGAAGCCCUGGAGAGCAGUCUGCAGCCAGAACCUCAAACGCACCAUGAGCUUGGACACGUUUUCUUGAAAUUUAAAGACCGUUUCUGCGUCUAUGAAGAAUAUUGCAGCAAUCACGAGAAAGCGUUGCGGCUCCUCAUGGAACUGAACAAGAUCCCAAACGUUCGAGCGUUUCUACUGAGCUGCAUGUUGCUGGGGGGCAGGAAGACCACUGACAUUCCACUAGAAGGAUAUUUGCUGACCCCAAUUCAGAGAAUCUGCAAGUAUCCCCUUCUUCUCAAGGAGCUGGCAAAAAGAACUCCAACAAAACACCCAGAUCACCAAGCAGUACAUAGUGCACUGCAAGCCAUGAAGACUGUCUGUACCAACAUCAAUGAAACCAAGAGGCAGAUGGAGAAGCUCGAGGCCCUGGAACAGUUACAGUCUCACAUAGAAGGAUGGGAGGGAUCAAAUCUGACAGAUAUUUGCACGCAGCUCCUGCUUCAGGGCACCCUGUUAAAAAUAUCGGCUGGAAAUAUCCAAGAAAGGAUGUUUUUUCUGUUUGACAAUCUGCUUGUCUACUGCAAGCGAAAGUCUAGAGUCGCUGGCAAGAAGUCAACAAAAAGGACCAAGUCGAUCAAUGGAUCCUUGUACAUAUUCCGUGGCAGGAUCAAUACCGAAGUUAUGGAGGUUGAGAAUGUGGAGGACGGAACAGCGGACUAUCACAGUAAUGGCUACACCGUCACCAACGGAUGGAAAAUCCACAACACGGCGAAAAACAAGUGGUUCGUCUGCAUGGCCAAAACAGCCGAAGAGAAGCAGAAGUGGAUGGACGCAGUUCUGAAAGAGAGAGAGCAGAGAGAAAGUCUGAAACUCGGGAUGGAGAGAGAUGCCUAUGUGAUGAUCGCAGAAAAAGGGGAGAAACUUUAUCACAUGGUGAGCAAGAAAUCCAGCCUUAUCAAAGACCGGAGGAGAAAGUUCAGCACCAUUCCCAAAUGCUUUCACGGCAACGAGCUUGUAUCCUGGCUGAUGGAGAAUGGAGAGAUCAGCAAAGCAGAAGAAGGGGUCAAUCUGGGCCAAGCACUGUUGGAGAAUGGGAUCAUCCAUCAUGUUUCAGACAAACACCAGUUUAAGAACGAGCAAGUUCUCUACCGUUUCCGAUAUGAUGACGGCACAUACAAAGCAAGGAGCGAACUGGAGGACAUCAUGUCAAAGGGCGUGAGGCUCUACUGCCGGCUGCACAGCCUUUUCACCCCCGUUGUAAAAGAUCGCGAUUACCACUUGAAAACAUACAAAUCUGUUAUUCCAGCCAGCAAGCUUGUGGAUUGGUUGAUAUCACAGGGCGACUGUCAAACCCGAGAAGAGGCGGUGGCAUUAGGCGUUGGGCUCUGCAAUAAUGGCUUCAUGCAUCACGUGUUGGAGAAAAGCGAAUUUAAAGACGAGUCACAGUUCUUUAGAUUUUAUGCCGACGAGGAGAUGGAAGGAACCAGCUCUAAAAACAAACAGCUCCGUAAUGACUUCAAACUCAUUGAAAAUAUCCUGGCAAAGACCCUCUUGAUUUUACCCCAAGAAGAAGAUUAUGGGUUUGACCUGGAGGACAAAAACAAGGCGAUUGUGGUGAAAUCAGUCCGGAAAGGGUCCUACGCUGAGAUGGCUGGGCUGCAGGUCGGGCGGAAGAUCUACUCCAUCAAUGAAGACUUGGUUUUCCUGCGUCCCUUUUCCGAGGUGGAGACCAUGUUAAACCAGUCGUUUUGCUCUCGGAGGCCCAUUCGCAUCCUGGUGGCCACCAAGCAGAAAGAAAUCAUAAAGAUCCCAGAUUCCCCCCAGUCGCUUUGCUUCCAGAUCAGAGGAGCGGCUCCCCCUUAUGUCCAUGCUGUUGGAAGAGGUUCCCAGGCGGCUGCCGUCGGUCUUCACUCAGGACAGUGCGUUUUGAAAGUGAAUGGGAAUAAUGUGAUGCAUGACAGCUACGUGGAAGUUCUAGAUCACUUUACAGCAUUUCGAAGCAACCCACAAAACUCACUGGGACUGUUCCAGUGGAUCUAUAGAACGCAUGAAGAUGCAGAGGAGGAUAGAGCUCAGAAAGCCACAUCAGACGAAUCUCUGAAUGGCAACCUCGGUGAAAGCCUUGAAUCUAGCCUAUCCAUUGAGCGAUGGGAGGGCACGCAUGAUAACCAACCAGGUGGGAUCCAGAAUGCAUCGUCUUCACCCAGUGAGGAUGUUCCACUCAUUAAUCUGACGGUGGAGAAUGUUCAGCUGGAGCAUGGGGUGGUGUAUGAGUAUGUGAGCACAGCCGGCAUCAAGAGCUACAUCCUGGAGAAAAUCGUGGAGCCUCGCGGGUUAUUCUGUAUCACAGCAAAGAUCCUUCAAGCCUUCGUUGCGGAUGAUAACCAAUUCGUGAAGAAUUGCAUGAGGCUCAUCUCCAUGAGUAAGACGGUAAUGACCAUGCCGCAGUACGAGUUUCGCCACAUCUGCGACACCAAGCUGGAGAACAUCAUCAGAAGGAUCUCAAGCUACGAAGAGUUUGCAGAUGAGCUCAAGAAGAAGGUUAGUCCGUCUUUUAAACAAGCUACGACGGAGCAGCACCCACUACAGAGCAUGGAUUUCUGUCCCACCAACUGCCACAUUAACCUCAUGGAAGUCUCAUAUCCCAAGACGACUACCUCAGUGGGAAGGUCCUUCAGCAUUCGAUUUGGGAGGAAAAACUCAUUUUUUGGUUUAGACCCAGACCAAGUCGGCAACUUGAACCCUAUGUCUUAUUCACAACACUGUAUAGCUAGCAUGGCAGCCCCCGCCUGGAAGUGUCCCAAACCAGAAGAUUCAGAGAUGAUCAACGGAGGCUUCCCCCAUAUGAAUGGCGGUGUGAGGCAGGAAGAGCGAGGCCUGAGCUUCCUCCUCAAGCAAGAGGACACAGAGAUACAGGACGCUUACCUGCAGCUCUUCAACAAGCUGGAUGUGGCGGUGAAGGAGAUGAAGCAGUAUGUCAUGCAGAUCAACAAACUGCUGUCCACUAUAACAGAACCCCUGGAACAUGACCUGUGUGAGACGCUCCCAGCAGAGGGGACCCCUCCUUCUUCCCUUAUGCACGAGGAGGGAGAUUUGGAUAAAGCAGAGCAAGGUGGGACAAAGAAGGUUUGUUUCAAGGUCUUAGAGGAAGAUCAGGAAGACUCUGGCCAUGAUACUGUGAGCUACAGAGACUCCUACAGUGAAUGCAACAGCAAUCGAGACUCGGUCCUGUCCUACACCAGCGUUCGCAGUAACAGCUCUUAUCUGGGAAGUGAUGAGAUGGGAUCAGGGGAUGAGCUGCCCUGUGACAUGAGGAUUCCAUCAGACAAGCAGGACAAAUUACAUGGCUGUCUGGAACAUCUCUUUAAUCAGGUGGAUGCCAUUAUCACUCUGCUCAAAGGAAAAGUCAUGGCAAAGGCCUUCGAGGAGACAAAGCAUUUCCCAAUGGAGCACAGUUUGCAAGAAUUUCAGAAAAAGGAGGAGUGGACUAUUAAGUGCCGGAGUAUGAUCCAAAAAAACAUACGAGAAGAUCCCUGGAACUUGCCAAACUCCAUCAAAACCCUAGUAGAGAGCAUUCAGAAAUAUGUUGAAGAUGGAAAGAAUCAGCUUCUUUUGGCCUUACUGAAAUGCACAGAUACAGAGCUGCAAGUCCGUCGGGAUGUCAUUUUCUGUCAGACACUGGUGGCUGCUAUUUGCACCUUCACGGAGCAGCUGAUGGCGGCGCUGAACUACCGAUAUAACAAUAACGGCGAAUAUGAGGAAAACAGCCGGGACGCCAGCCGGAAAUGGCUGGAGCAGAUAGCAGUCACUGGCGUCUUACUCAACUACCAAUCACUUCUCUCCCCCAGUGUGAAGGAGGAACGGAUCAUGCUGGAGGAUAUCAAGGUCACGCUCUUAGAACUGGACAAAGUGGUCUUUUAUUUUAAGCAGAUGGAUGAAACGCUGGUAGCAAAUACGCCAGUUUUCCAUCACAUUGAAGGAAAUCGACAGUCACUGAAGGUCAUAUUUUACCUCGAUAACUACCACUUCUCGAAGCUGCCAACCAGGUUCGAGCACGGCGGGAGUCUGAAGCUCCAGUCUAUUCUGUUUACAAAAGCUCUGGAAAACCUUGAAGGCCACGUCCAGCCGGGCACCAAUGAGUCGCUGGAGGAGAUCCAACAGCAAAUCAACAGCAUUUCCAUGGAGAAGGUGCAGAGUUACUACCGCAAACUCAGAGCAUUUUACCUUGAAAAGUCCACAGAUUCCAAUACCACUGCUAUUAAAAUUGACCAGCUGAUCCGGCCCAUGAAUGCCCUUGAUGAACUCUGCAGGCUAAUGAAAUCCUAUAUCAGUACCAAGCCCCUACAGUCGGGAUGUUCCACCAGUCAUGCACAUGGGGUGGGUCUCUUACCCAUCUCCUCGGAGCUCUGUUAUCGGUUGGGUGCCUGCCAGAUUGUAAUGUGUGGGACGGGGAUGCAAAGGAGCACACUGAGCGUCUCACUUGAGCAAGCUGCAAUCCUUGGGCGAAGUCACGGGCUGAUUCCUAAGUGUAUUAUGCAGGCGACAGACAUUAUGAGAAAACAGGGUCCACGUGUAGAAAUCUCUGCUAAGAAUUUAAAAGUCAUGGAUCAGAUGCCACAGACAGCACCUCGGAUCUACAGGUUAUGCCAGCCGCCGGUGGAUGGAGACUUGUGAGCCGGAAGGAGUAUCAGUUACUAGAAUACAUGCCGGUGGAGAUGAAGGGACUCCUCGGAGCCGCAGAGGCCGAUGCUGGUGCCUUCCCAGCUCCUUAUCUCAGAAGCUUGGAUCCAGUUUGAAGCUGAACAGACUCUUUGCUUGUCGAUAAGCUUGCCCCUCGGCCCCUGGCACUGACAAGACUGAAUAAUCUCUGCUUUGGGACAGUGAUGCUGCCAGGCCCUGUGGGCAGCGCUAGGAGCCAGUGAAGGACCCCCGCAGGCAUUAAAGCUUUGGGCCGAGGAGGAUUAAAGAGACUCGAGUAGCAGAGAGACUGCCGUUCCGAUGUUUAUCUCCCACUCCUGUCAGCCCAGCUACCUGCACUUUGUACCCAGCAACAGCACAGCCGCCUUCUCCUCCUUCUCUUUUUAACCUAUUUAUUUUAAACCUUCUUCCAAUCAGCACCAAUCAUUGUUCUUUUAUACCCUGGGUUUUAUGUCUGUAUAGUGUCCCCCCCCCAUGUCCAGUCUUAUCUAAUCAGGAACUCACGUUUUAUCAGUGUUUUAUACCGUGAAAAUGUACUUUUUUUUUAUUUUAAAUUAAAUUCAGAUUAAAUAAUUAACACAAAGGAA
Messenger RNA from Xenopus tropicalis (tropical clawed frog), 5528 nucleotides. It is a transcript of the gene prex1, whose product is annotated as phosphatidylinositol-3,4,5-trisphosphate-dependent Rac exchange factor 1. The transcript is spliced from 40 exons. The record is from RefSeq and is a predicted model, not a curated record. Bases 1 to 4917 code for a protein of 1638 amino acids. Gene Ontology annotation, molecular function: guanyl-nucleotide exchange factor activity. Gene Ontology annotation, cellular component: plasma membrane; cytosol. Gene Ontology annotation, biological process: reactive oxygen species metabolic process; leukocyte activation; intracellular signal transduction. Lineage: Eukaryota; Metazoa; Chordata; Amphibia; Anura; Pipidae.